GUUGCCGUUAUUUGCAAGUUAGGCGGAAUCUCUCUAUCCAAACGUCCUGAAAUUGUUAACAGGUCUCGAUUCUCCCCUUUUUUUCUCUGUCUCAAUCCCCAAAAUCCAAAAAAAAAAUCAGCUGACAAAUCCCCGUAUUUCCCUAUACCACCGGCGGCGAUGGAUGAAACGGAGAUUCAUGAUUUGGCGGACGACGCAGAUUACGCUGCCGCGUCGCAACAAGGCUCCUCAAUCAUGUCUGGGAAUGAUACUAAUAAUCAAAACAAUCCCAUUGACCCAGAAAAUGCAGAAACAGUAUACAUGAAGGAUCAUGUGACAAUUCAUCCAAGUCAGUAUGCCACUGUAAGGAUUAGCGGGCGUUUGAAGUUGAUUAAGCAAGAUUCUUUAUUAUUUAUGUCAUGGAUACCUUAUACAGGGCAAACCUCAAAUGCUAGACUCUCAGAGAGAGAUAAAAACUUGUAUACCAUAAGAGCAGUGUCUUUUGCUGAUAUCCGAUCAAUUCGUAGGCACACUCCAGCUAUUGGCUGGCAAUAUGUUAUUGUUGUUCUGUCAUCUGGCCUUGCGUUUCCUCCCCUUUACUUCUAUAAUGGAGGACUACGAGAGUUUAUUGCUACAGUUAAGCAUCAUGUUUUUAUUGCCAGGUCUGCAGAAGAUGCAAACGUGUUUCUUGUAAAUAACUUUCAAGAUCCUCUUCAGAGAAUUUUAUCUUCAAUGGAGCUUCCAAGAGCUUUAUCUUCAUCUUCAUUUACCGAUUCGCCCUUCAGUGAUAAUCAAGAAAGACUCGAAGAUGGUGGUAGUAGGCAUAAACGUGAUAUUUCAAUUCAGGUUUUGGAAAAAUUCUCCCUUGUGACAAGAUUUGCACGAGAAACAACCUCUCAAUUAUUUCGUGAAAACCUCUUUGAUGACAUUGGAACUAAUGAAAACAAGAAGAAUAACCAAGAAAGACCUCACGAAAUAGCCUCCAUUGAAGCUCCUAUACCCUCUGACCCUUUUGAGCUUGAUAAAACAUCACUGGUGUGGGGAAAACCAAGGCAGCCUCCUUUGGGACAUGAAGAGUGGGCUACAUUUUUGGAUUCUGAAGGCCGAGUUGAGGAUCUAAACGCCUUGAAAAAGAGAAUAUUCUAUGGUGGAGUGGAGCACAGUUUACGAAAAGAGAUUUGGCCAAUCUUAUUGGGAUAUUUUGCAUAUGACUCUACAUAUACAGAAAGACAACAUUUUAUGGCUGUGAAAAAGUCAGAAUAUGAAAUUAUCAGAAACCAAUGGCAGAGCAUUUCUCCAGAGCAGGCUAAAAGAUUUUCAAAAUUUAGAGACAGGAAGAGUUUAAUCGAAAAGGAUGUGGUAAGGACGGACAGAUCGCAUCCGUUUUAUGAAGGAGAUGAAAACCCUAAUGUGGAUCUUUUGCACAACAUACUGGUGACCUACUCAUUUUACAAUUUUGACCUUGGUUAUUGUCAGGGCAUGAGUGAUCUCCUAUCACCAAUAUUGUUCAUCAUGGAAGAUGAAUCCGAAUCAUUUUGGUGUUUUGUUUCUCUUAUGGAACGCCUUGGACCAAAUUUCAACCGUGACCAGAAUGGCAUGCACUCCCAGCUCUUUGCAGUCUCAAAGCUUGUGGAAUUGUUAGACAGCCCGUUGCACAGUUAUUUCAAGCAGAAAGAUUGCUUGAAUUGUUUCUUUUGUUUCCGAUGGAUUCUUAUACAAUUCAAAAGGCAAUUUGAAUACGAUAAGUUAUUGAGAUUAUGGGAGGUAUUAUGGACUCAUUAUCCAAGUGAGCAUCUUCAUCUUUACAUCUGUAUUGCAAUCUUGAAACGGAAUCGAGCCAAGAUUAUGGGGGAGAAAAUGGGAUUUGACACGCUUCUACAAUACAUCAAUGAAUUGUCGGGUCAAAUCGAGGUGGAUGGUGUUCUUCGUGAAGCUGAGGCUCUUUGUGUGUGCGCCGGAGAAAAUGGUGCCGCCGCUAUUCCGCCAGGAACACCGCCGUCGUUGCCUAUCGAAGAUGAGUCAAUAUAUCAACAAGAUGAUGAGGUUUUGUAA
Molecule: messenger RNA, 2031 nt
Organism: Lactuca saligna
Lineage: Eukaryota; Viridiplantae; Streptophyta; Magnoliopsida; Asterales; Asteraceae
Source: the annotation of a GenBank genome assembly